AUGUCUCUCAACAAGAAGGUCGUCCUCAACUCCGGCAAGGAGAUCCCUCAACUCGGCUUCGGUACCUGGCAAUCUGCCCCUGGUCAGGUUGGUGAGGCUGUCUACGAGGCCUUGAAGGCCGGCUACCGUCACUUGGAUUUGGCCACCAUCUACCAGAACCAGCGUGAAGUCGCUGCUGGUAUCAAGAGAGCCUACCAGGACGUCCCGGGUCUCAAGCGUGAGGACAUUUUCAUCACAUCCAAGCUGUGGAACAGCCAGCACGACCCCGCCGUUGUUGAGAAGUCUUUGGACGAGUGCUUGGCUGAGCUUGAGCUCGACUACCUUGACCUCUACCUCGUUCACUGGCCCGUCGCCUUCAAGACUGGCAACGCCUACUUCCCUCUCGUCGAGGGCAGCAACGUCGAGGGCGGUGAUGUCCAGAUUGAAGACAACAUCUCCAUCGUCGACACCUGGAAGGCCAUGACCCAGCUCCCCAAGUCCAAGGCCCGCUCCGUUGGUGUUUCCAACCACACUGUUGAGCACCUCGAGGCUCUCAUCAACGCCACCGGUGUUGUUCCCGCCGCCAACCAGAUCGAGCGUCACCCUCUCCUCCAAAGCACCAAGUUGAUCGACUACUGCAAGGAGAAGAACAUUCACAUCACCGCUUACUCUGCCUUCGGUAACAACAUGAUCGGCGAGCCCCUUCUGAUCACCCGCCCCGAAGUCAAGGAAGUCGCCGAGGCGGUCUCCAAGCGUACCGGCGAGGAAGUCAACCCCGCCCAGGUCAUCCUCGCCUGGUCCCAGGUCGGUGGCCACAGUGUCAUCCCCAAGUCGGUCACUCCCUCGCGUAUCGCCGCCAACUUCAAGGAGAUUGAGCUUGUCGACGAAGAAAUCGCCAAGAUCACUGCCAUCGGCAACACACCCAGACGGUACAACAUUCCUUACACGGCCAACAAGCCUCGCUGGAACAUUAACAUCUUCGGCGAGCCUGAGGAGGCUCCUGCUACCCACAAGGUUGUUGUCUAG
Messenger RNA from Aspergillus wentii DTO 134E9, 1005 nucleotides. RefSeq names its product putative aldehyde reductase (AKR1) (gene akr1). The transcript is spliced from 7 exons. Lineage: Eukaryota; Fungi; Ascomycota; Eurotiomycetes; Eurotiales; Aspergillaceae. The coding region runs from base 1 to 1005 and encodes 334 amino acids. Gene Ontology annotation, cellular component: cytosol. The record is from RefSeq and is a predicted model, not a curated record. Gene Ontology annotation, molecular function: aldose reductase (NADPH) activity.